This is a messenger RNA of Lepidothrix coronata (blue-crowned manakin), 426 nucleotides long. Its product is annotated as extracellular sulfatase Sulf-2-like. The transcript is spliced from 3 exons. NCBI's taxonomy places the organism in Eukaryota, Metazoa, Chordata, Aves, Passeriformes, Pipridae. The coding region runs from base 16 to 411 and encodes 131 amino acids. The record is from RefSeq and is a predicted model, not a curated record.
GGAGUGAACUGUAACAUGCUGCUUCUGCCCUUCUGUCACUUCUUUUUCCGUGCAGAAUUCAAACCGAGCUACGUCCGGAAUCGCUCCGUCCGUUCCGUGUCUGUGGAGCUGGCUGGAGCUGUUUAUAACCUGGGAUUAGAGGAUGGAUACCAGCCCAUCUUCCCAAGGAACAUCUCCAAGCGUCACAAGGUGCAGAGGGCUGUUCUCCGUGAGGAGGAGGACAGAGACAUGGGGGAGUACAGUGGCACUGGUGGCAUUGCAGAGUACACAGCCCCUAACCUGAUCAAAGUGACCCACAGGUGUUACAUCCUGGAGAAUGACACUGUUCAGUGUGACACAGAUCUGUACAGGUCACUGCAGGCUUGGAAGGACCAUAAACUUCAUAUUGACCACGAGACAUUUCAGAGAUAAUUAAGUCAGUACAAG